AUGUCCAUAAAUUCAACAAGCACAAUUAACCUUAAAAAUAGGGCAACAUUAAUUAAAGGGUUAAUAAUAAUUAUAACAGCAUUAAUAGCAGCUUAUAUAUUAAAUGAUAUAAUUAAUGGAGUUGAAUUGAGGAGAAUAGCAAAAAUAAAUUUAAUUAAAAUUAAAUCGAAAAUUGAAGAAGAAACGCCUCAAAAGAUGGGAAAUAAUGGGAAAGGUAAAGGUGAACUUGAAGGGACGGUAGAAAAUAAGGAUGAAGAAAAGGAUAAAAUUGAAGUGAAAAAUGAAGUUAGGAGUGAAGAAAGUAACGAAAAAAUUAAAAAAGAAAAACAAAAUGAAGCAAAAAUUACUAUAACACCUACUAACCCGAAGAUUACAAUAUCAAAUCAGCUAACAAAAACAAUAAAUAAUAAUGAUACCCAACUUAUCCAAAUAGCACAACUUUGGAGAGUAAAACCAGACAAUUUAACGCUCUGUCCAGAAUUCCCUCCAAAUCUAAAAGGCAAAAUAGAUGUAGAUAUGCGUUCUCUAAAAUUGGAAGAAAUUGAGGAAGAAUAUAAAGAUUUGUGGCCUGGUGGGCAUUGGAGACCUAAAGAAUGUAAAUCCAGGCAGAAAGUUGCUAUUGUUGUGCCCUAUAGAAAUAGAGAACCUCAUUUACGAACAUUUCUUCAUAAUAUUCAUCGCUUUUUACAAAAACAACAAUUAGAUUAUGCAAUAUUUGUUGUUGAACAAACUGGGGAUUUUGCCUUUAAUAAAGGAAGAUUAACAAAUAUUGGUGUUUUGGAAGUUACUUUUUUUCUUUAG
Meloidogyne enterolobii is the source of this 801-nucleotide messenger RNA. The record is from the annotation of a GenBank genome assembly. Lineage: Eukaryota; Metazoa; Nematoda; Chromadorea; Rhabditida; Meloidogynidae.